Pyricularia pennisetigena is the source of this 318-nucleotide messenger RNA. RefSeq lists its product as uncharacterized. The transcript is spliced from 2 exons. The record is from RefSeq and is a predicted model, not a curated record. Lineage: Eukaryota; Fungi; Ascomycota; Sordariomycetes; Magnaporthales; Pyriculariaceae. Bases 1 to 318 code for a protein of 105 amino acids.
AUGCAUCUCCAGGGCUUCGCCCCAGCGCUUAAGCAUGAGAUCGUCCGCGUUGAAGCGGCCCCGCGCGGCGGGCUUAUCGACGCCCAAAUCGCGGUAGGAAUCUACCUUUUCGAGAACAUCCAUGCAGGUGCCGAACAGGCUGGCAACGCCAACGACAAGCCCAGUCGCCUCCAUGAUGGUCAAAGCAGCGAAUUUACAUCAACAACAACUACAACGGACAAGUACUUUGCGGAUCUGGAAGCCGUAAACUUACCAAAACUCUCCAACGACCGCAUGAGUGUUGGUGCAAGCGGCGGCAGGAAUCUUUUCAAGGGAUGA